This is a messenger RNA of Erinaceus europaeus (western European hedgehog), 2226 nucleotides long. RefSeq names its product prohibitin 2 (gene PHB2). Gene Ontology annotation, cellular component: mitochondrion; membrane. The coding region runs from base 208 to 1077 and encodes 289 amino acids. The record is from RefSeq and is a predicted model, not a curated record. NCBI's taxonomy places the organism in Eukaryota, Metazoa, Chordata, Mammalia, Eulipotyphla, Erinaceidae. The transcript has 8 exons. Gene Ontology annotation, biological process: mitochondrion organization.
AUGCGAGCUUCCUGUGCGCGAAGUUCGGGUUCGCGGUGGGCGGGAGGGGCGGGCUUAGAAGGAAGUGUACUUCCGGUGCCCUUUCUCCCACAAGCGCUCGGGGCUCCGGACCCUCGUGCGGAGGGGCUGAGUCCUAAGCUGGAGUGGGGUCGAGGCGGCCCGGCAUCCUCCUUCUGACCCUUGGUGCCGCCGGCGUCGGCAGCUGACAUGGCCCAGAACUUGAAGGACUUAGCGGGGCGACUGCCCUCCGGACCCCGGGGCAUGGGCACGGCGCUGAAGCUGCUGCUGGGGGCCGGCGCCGUGGCCUACGGCGUCCGCGAGUCCGUGUUCACCGUGGAAGGCGGCCACAGGGCCAUUUUCUUCAACCGGAUCGGCGGGGUGCAGCAGGACACCAUCCUGGCCGAGGGCCUUCACUUCAGGAUCCCCUGGUUCCAGUACCCCAUCAUCUAUGACAUUCGAGCCAGACCCCGAAAAAUCUCCUCCCCCACCGGUUCCAAAGAUCUGCAGAUGGUGAACAUCUCCCUGCGUGUGCUGUCUCGGCCCAAUGCUAUGGAGCUCCCCAGCAUGUACCAGCGCCUGGGGCUCGACUACGAAGAGCGAGUGUUGCCAUCCAUUGUCAACGAGGUGCUCAAGAGUGUGGUGGCCAAGUUCAACGCCUCUCAGUUGAUCACCCAGCGGGCCCAGGUUUCCCUGUUGAUUCGCCGGGAGCUGACAGAGAGAGCCAAGGACUUCAGCCUCAUCCUGGAUGAUGUGGCCAUCACCGAGCUGAGCUUUAGCCGAGAAUACACAGCUGCUGUAGAAGCCAAACAAGUAGCCCAACAGGAAGCCCAGCGGGCACAGUUCUUGGUGGAAAAGGCAAAGCAAGAACAGCGGCAGAAGAUCGUGCAGGCUGAGGGUGAAGCUGAGGCUGCUAAGAUGCUGGGAGAGGCUCUGAGCAAGAACCCUGGGUACAUCAAACUUCGCAAGAUCCGGGCAGCCCAGAACAUCUCUAAGACGAUCGCCACCUCUCAGAAUCGUAUCUUUCUCACUGCUGACAACCUUGUGCUGAACCUCCAGGAUGAAAGUUUCACCCGGUAAGAGACCUGCCCUACACAGUGGGGUGUCACGUGGAACAGGAAGCCUGAGUCUAGUAGGGCCUACUGGCCACCUUCUUAUGUCUUCUGGAAGACAUUUCUCUGAGCCAGUUGACAGUUCCCAUCUUCCACCUCGUAGGAUUUACUUAUGGAGUCAAGUAGAAUUACACAUGCAGAAAGCACUCAUUACUAAUAUUAGUGAAAACCUGAGUAUCACUGGCACAUGUGGUGCCAGGGUUUGAACUCAGGACCUCAUGCUUGUAAGCGCAAGUUUUGUCUACAUGUAGAGUGAUGAAAUGAUUUUCAGUAUUCUUACGUUGGAGCCUGGAAAUCGCUGCUCUAAGAACAGGAGGAAAGAGGUAGGAAACAGCAGCAGCUAAGAGAACCAGUCCCUGCCUUCCCCCCUGUCCUCUUGGGUAUAAAAAGGGGGUUGGAGCUGAUUGGGGCCUGGAUGUCGGUUCACGUGUGUGUUUUCUUCUCUUUUGUCUCAUGUUUCAUCUGGUGGUGCGGUGUCCAUAGGGGAAGGUAAGAUGUUGCAUUCUUGUUUUAUUUUUUGUGUAUUGUUUUUAGCCAGGCACUGCUCUGCUCUGGUUGUGGUUUCAGUGGGGAUUGAACCUGUGCAGCCUUGAUUCUUUGGAGUCUUGCAGCUAAUCUCACAAUACCAGACUCCUCCUCUGCCCUCCCCUGCCCCACAAGUAGGCCCUUGGGCACGAAUGAAGGUGGAGGGGAUGUGAUGGGGAGAGUGGCCUGGAUGCUCUGCCUCACAGUCAUCCCCCUGUAAUAACACCAUCUCCUGUUUCUGCAGUGACAGCCUCAUCAAGGGAAAGAAGUGAGCCUAGUGAGCAGGAACUCCACCGUCAGAGAGCUAGUGGAGCUGCUUCUCUCCUGGCUUGGGGGAGUCAGCAUGGGGCCCAGCACAGCCCCGCCCCACCCCAGUAUCAUGUGAUGGCCCCCUCUGCACCUAUCCUCCCGCCUUUGGAUGAAUGAAGACUGACCCAAGUCCAGGAGAAUGACUUUCUCCACCCUGUGUUGGCCAGGGGCAUUGGGACAGUGUGUGAUUUCUCAGUGAUUUCCUACAGUGGUGUCUCCUCCCUCAAGGUUGGGAGGCAAUAACCACCAUCCCAGGAAUUCUCAAUAAAAUUUUAUUACUUAA